AUGUACCGUAUAUUAACCCGACCAACCGUUCGUGUGGCCAAUGUUCAGAAACGGUUGCUUAUAAGCACAACGAAUUUGCUGGCGGAAACCCCAUCGGGCAAGGCACCAGGCUUUCCACAACAAGCCCCACAGACUGGAGCAUCCAACUCUUCUUCAACUACCGCUCCUUCUCCGACUCAUACACGUGCAGCUAGCCCGGCAGAUGGAGAAGCUGCAGCUCUUGCAAUCCAAUCUAUAAAGGAUAUCGGAUCCAUUCUCUCCUCCUCUCCACCUGGAGAAGAUGAUGAAACUCAGCCAAUCGAUUCCAAACCAGUGUGGGAAAACCCUGCUCUCUUUGGUACUUUGAGCUUACUUCACCAGGGGCAAGUGCAAAAGGAACUUCAAGAGAAAUUUGAUCGUCUGUGGCAUAAGCUUUCUAUCAAGGACAAGAAACUUGGAUAUUACAUGGCGUAUGGGAACUGGGGGGUUCGUGAAGAAUUCGAUAAUUGGAAAUCUGCUCAAUCUCCACCACUUGAUCUUCCCUUCACUAUUCCGCUGAAGGUUCAAACUCUGACCCCAUCACCAGAGACUCCUGUGCAUAAGACUGAACCAGCCGUUGUUCUUGCGGAGACCGCAGUCCGUAAGCCACAAUUCGAUACCAAAAAGAUUGAUCCAGUGACCAAGUUCUUUCUCUACAUGAUUGUUUUUGUUGCCAUGUUGGCCAUUCAUCGUGACAAGACCAUUGGGGAAGAGGGACGUCCAGUCGAGCAAAUCAUUGCCGACCCUUAUGAAGAACUCCGCAAAGCCGAGGCACGUGCUGAAGCUGAACGUCAACGCCUUUUAGAGGAGGAAAGAUUAAGAAGAAAGUGGUAUUACCUCUGGUUGAGGUAA
Molecule: messenger RNA, 870 nt
Organism: [Candida] anglica
Lineage: Eukaryota; Fungi; Ascomycota; Pichiomycetes; Serinales; Debaryomycetaceae
Source: the annotation of a GenBank genome assembly